Molecule: messenger RNA, 695 nt
Organism: Cylicocyclus nassatus
Lineage: Eukaryota; Metazoa; Nematoda; Chromadorea; Rhabditida; Strongylidae
Source: the annotation of a GenBank genome assembly
AUGCGGACGCUUGCACUCGCGAGAGAUGUGCAGGUUUUGGGGACGCCACUUUACGGAAGCAUGGGUGACGCUGAUAAAUUCGCGGAAAUCCGCGAAAAGAAAGCGAAGAACUUGAUGAGAGAGCUCAAAAUUCAGAAGCUCUGCCUCAACAUCUGCGUGGGAGAGUCCGGUGACAGGCUGACUCGCGCUGCAAAGGUGUUGGAACAACUAACUGGGCAGACCCCUGUGUUCUCAAAAGCCAGGUACACAGUCCGAUCCUUUGGCAUUAGAAGAAAUGAGAAGAUCGCCGUGCACUGCACUGUUCGCGGACCUAAGGCUGAAGAGAUUCUUGAGAAGGGUCUGAAGGUCAAGGAAUUUGAGUUGUACAGAGAAAACUUCUCGGAUUCAGGAAACUUCGGAUUCGGCAUCCAGGAGCACAUCGAUCUCGGUAUCAAGUACGAUCCUGGAAUCGGAAUUUACGGUAUGGACUUCUACGUGGUCCUUGAUCGCGCGGGUCGUCGUGUUGCCAGAAGAAGACGCUGUCCUGGUCGCGUUGGUCCCAGCCACCGUGUAUAUCGUGAGGAGUCCGUCAAGUGGUUCCAACAAAAGUAUGAUGGAAUAAUAUUGCCACCCAAGCCCAAGGUCAAGCGCUCUAUGCAUCGCAGAAGAUAACUGUUUCAUAUUUUUUUGUUGAUUAUAAAUUGUUGUUUACCUUU